Purpureocillium takamizusanense is the source of this 4923-nucleotide messenger RNA. RefSeq names its product transcription initiation at TATA-containing promoter protein, variant 2 (gene BDF1). Bases 1007 to 3574 code for a protein of 855 amino acids. The transcript is spliced from 2 exons. Gene Ontology annotation, cellular component: chromatin; nucleus. Gene Ontology annotation, biological process: chromatin remodeling; regulation of DNA-templated transcription. The record is from RefSeq and is a predicted model, not a curated record. Lineage: Eukaryota; Fungi; Ascomycota; Sordariomycetes; Hypocreales; Ophiocordycipitaceae.
AAUUCACGGAUCGUGCACGCGCUUUUCUUUCGCCCCCGACCCUACCCACCCCCUCCCUACCUCCGGCCCGGCCAGUACCCCUCCGGUACCUCCUGCCCGCCAGCCAGACCACAGCCAGAUAACACUAAUUCCCACCAACGCCGCACGCGCCUCCUGCCAGCGCGCCCAGGUACCCAACGCGUACCUACCUUCCGCCUGCAUCGCUCGGCCACUGCCUGCGCUACAUCGCCCCAAUAGCAGUACCUUACUCAGCAUUCGCUGCUUGAGGCCGCAACAAAUCGCAUUCGCCCUUGCGCGCAUCUACUGCUCCGCGUCGCGACCAACCAUCCAUCCCAUCGCGCCCGCCCGCCCGAAAUCGCUGCGCAAAGCUCAGCAGCAUUUCUUUUCUUACUUGCAGCUGCCGCAAAAGCGACAACCGUCUUCUUCGGGCCCGUCCCUCCGCCGCCGCCGCCUCACGCGCCGUCACCCAUACUAAACGCGCCCGCCUUUAGGCUCCACCAGAGCUUUACCACUCGCCCGCCCGCGCACACGCACGAGAGCUUCACUGCGCCUCGACGUGUCGCUCCCUGCCUAGGCUCCCAUCCCAACCGCCGGGCCCGAGCUCAAAAGGCUGCCCACGGCUGCGCGCCCGCCCGCCCUUUCGUUCCGCCGGCUGCCCAGUCACCUGCGACGACUUCGCCGCACCCCAAAGCACUCGCCGCCGGCUGCCACCGAGUCGCAUUUCUCAGUGCAUCAUCGCCAUCUGCAUUGAAGCAUCAGCGCAUCAGUGCAUCAUCGCACCUGCCCGCCGCUGCGCAUCCCGCACCUCGCCACCGACGCCUGCACCCGCCCGUGCGCUUAAAGGCCCACCUUCGCUUCUUCUAGUCGCGUUGCGCCGCCUCCCAACUUAAACCUCUUUUCACCUGCGCGCCGUCCGGCGGCCCACUUUCGUCUCGUGCCGAUUUCAUGCCGCGCCGCGCAUCCUAAGUCCAUCAACACUGCUGCGCUGCCAUCGCGAAACGCAAUCAUGGCCUCGCCGGGUCCCGACGCCCCCGCGACAGAGGCCAAGUCUCCCGCACCCGUGCCUGCGCCCGCUGCAUCUGCCUCCGAGCAGACGCCCCAGCCUGAUGUUAACGGCCAUGUUCCCUCCGAAGAACCUACGACGAAACCCCAGCCAGACUUGGCGGUCCCGUCUGCCGCCGAGCAUCCCGCCGAAAAGGAUGUGCCCUCGCCCUCGCCUGCCGAGUCCCCGCAGCCUGAGGCCGAAAGGCCCUUGCUGAACGGCAACGGCUCGACGGGCGAGCACACCGAGGCCAACAAACCCGCGGCCGACGCGGACGCGAAACCUGCUCAGCCCGAAAGCUCGGCCGCGAGCAAGAGUCCGGCGCCGAAACCCGCAGAAAGCCCCGCGCCGGCGCCAGUCGAGGACCUGCCCAAGGCUGUGGCUGAUGAAGAAGCGCCCAAGGCUGCGGACCCCGGACCUAAGGUUUCUUCCCCGCAAGCGCCCGAUGAGCCUGCAGCCGCCCCGCUUCCCGCUGCGUCUGAAGAUGUCGAGAUGGCCGACUCUGCUCCGGUCAAGGAUGAGCGCGCAGAGCCUGCUUCCCAGGCCGCCGACGACAAGUCCGCACCUGCAUCUCCAGUCGCCAAGGAGCCCGCUCCUGACACAGAAAUGACUGACUCCCGGGUGGAGGACCCAGCCACCGCUAAGCCAGAACACGUUGACGAGCCUAUUCCUUCGCAAGAUGCUGCCGCCCUCCCGAGCUCCGAGGUCGACCUGGGUCCCGCUCGCAUGUCUCAACUCGCCAUUGAAACCGACGAUAAAGACACAUCUCUUGACGUGUCCAUGACGGAGGCACCCAGCACCAAGGUGGCCCGGGAGCGCGAGGAGGACACCACCGAGGAACCUGCGCCGAAGCGCGCGAGGACAGAGCCCAAGGAGGACGAGCCCGCAGAUAAAGAGACAUCCGCGGCACCCGCCGAUGCCACGGGCGACGUCAUCAACGCCGCCCCUGACGUACCACUCCUCGACAUGACGGCUGUAACUAGCUUGACGCGGUGGACCGACGCCGACACGAACGCUGCGACCAUAACCCCCUUUCAGCGCCGCGAGAUCCGCAAGGUGAUUGGCCGCGUCAAGAAGACCAAGUCGGGGGGGCACUUCCGUGACUCGGUCCAGAAGCUCUGGCCGCAGGUGUGGGAGGGUUAUGCCGCGCGCAUUGAGAAGCCCAUGGACUUAAGUGAGGUUGACCGGUCCGUGCGGGACCCCAACAGCCUCAUCGCGACCUGGGGCGACUUCAAGUCCACCCUCGCCCUUAUCUUUGAGAAUGCCAUGGAUUUCAACGGCCCGGACCACACCAUUACGGCCGCGGCUGCGCACGCCGUGAAGCUGGUGUGGGAAGACGUCGUUACGAUCCCGGCCGAAGAGCCCGUUAAGCCCAAGGCGGUGCCCAAGCCCAAGCCCGUGCGUGAGUCCCGGACUGUCUCUAACGCCGACGCUGUCGCACGGCGACAGUCUGCUGGGCCGGCGGGCAGCCCAGACGCGCCCGCUCCUGCCGCCCCGACGCAGGAGGCGCCCGUCGACCGCCGCAGCUCGACAGCCACCGACGGUGACAGGCCCAAGCGGACCGUGCGGGCGCCGAAGCCCAAGGACAUCGACUACACCACGAAGCCAUCGCGCAAGAAGCUCAAGCCGGAGCUGCAGUUUUGCGACGAGGUCCUGACAGAGCUGAUGAGUCCCAAACACCACAACAUCAACAAGUGGUUCACGGAGCCCGUGGACGCCGAGGGCCUGGGCAUCCCGUCGUAUUAUAGCGUCAUCAAGAAGCCGAUGGACCUCGGCAAGGUGCAGCGCAUGCUAGCUGGUGGCGACAUCUCGAGCUUUAAGGAAUUUGAUAAGAACGUGCGGCUCGUGUUCGAGAACUGCUAUAAGUUCAACGGGCCUCCGGAGCAGGGCAACCCCGUGUCGGGGCUCGCCGCGCAGCUCGAGGAUCUGUAUGUCGGUCAGGUGAAAAACAAGGACUCGUGGCUGGCCAAGCACGCCAAGUCCAACGCGCCGGCAGCGACGGCCUCCAACGCCAGCGACGAGGACGAGGAUGAGGAUGAGGGUGACGACAACGCCGCGCAAGCGGCCGCGGCCGCCAACAAGGACAUGGAGGAGCUCAAGGCCAGACUGGACGAGGAGACGCAGAAACUCAACGGUUUGCUCCUCAGCGGCAACCAAUCCAUCAUCACUAUGCAGCAGCAGAUUGUGCAGACGGUCCAGACACUGGUCAUUGAGGCAGCCCAGAAGGCGCAGCAGGCCCGUGUGAAGCCGGAGAAGCCGGCCAAGAAGACCAAGGCCGGCAAGCCCAAGGCUGCGGGCGGCGCAGGUCGGAAGUCGACAGGCGGUGGCGGCGACAAGCCCAAGAAGGCUGCCGGCUCCAAGAAGGCCGCCUCGAGAAAGGACUUGUCGCCCGACGAGAAGAACCAGAUUGCCAACGCUAUUAACGACCUGGACUCGCCGCACCUCGAUCAGGCCAUUGACAUCAUCAAGCACGACACUGGCCAGAAUGUAAGUGGAUACGUACCGUUGAUGUGGGCUGAAUUGGGAUACUAACUUGAUCCAAUAGGAGAACAAGGACGGCGAAUUGGAGCUGGACAUUGACCAGCUCAGCAACGCGGCGUUGUUCAAGCUCUGGGACCUGUGCAAAAAAGCGCUCCCAGGCUUCGGUAAAGACUCAGCCGCAGCUCCCAAUUCGUCGCCAGAGGUUAACCGGGCCGCCGCCAAACAGGCUCCUAAGACGGCAGCGAAGCCCAAGAAGAACAAGCCCAUGAGCGCCAAGGAGCAAGAGGCGCGGAUCGCGGAGCUCAACGCCCUUCGGCAGCUGUACAAGUCGGGUCAAGAGCCUGCGGACGCUCAGAAGGUGGCGCAGACGCCCGUGGCCAUGGAUGCUGCCGAUUCGAGCGAUGACUCGGACUCGGAGGAGGAAUGAAGAGACUGCUGCGAGGAACGCUGUAUGAAUAUAAAACGACAUGAGCAAGGAGCUGGCGUUGGUGGGUUUCUGGACUUGAUCUUGGAGAGAGAGGGGGAGGGAGAGGGAGAGAAGAGGAUAAUCGCCGGGCGGUGGCAGACGCGAGUCGUGCACCACCCGUACGCGGCGUAUUGGCGGGCGCAAGCCCUCAUUUGGGCGGGAUGCGGAUGGCUCUGCCGGCGCAGCUGGUUUGGCUUCGGUUCUUUUGGUCAGCAGGCCUUUUUCCAUUUCGCUUUCCUUGGCUGGGCCCACACGAGUCGUCGGACAUGGUUCUGACGGUGGGAGCAAAAGCACUGGCACGGAGUUUGGUCGAGAGGCGGCCGGAUGGGGAGGCCCCGUCGGGCGCGGCCAUUGCCGCUUCGGACUGGAAGGGCGCGAGGUUAGCAGUGGGCGCCUCGGACAAGCAGCAUCUGUAGGGUUGAAUGUAUUAUACCACCAAGAGCGUCACGGUGCCUACGAUGCUGUGUUGUGCGUUGCAGCGUCUCGACGGCACGGCACCGGAGGAGACAUGUCCAUUCAUGGCACCAUGUUCAGAUGUCGUGCGGCUUCUCGACAGCCACCUUUUGUGGCUGGCGGCGUGCCACCAUCGUGGUCAGACGGAAUGAAGGCCAGGUCCAGGAACCUGGGUUCAGCAAGUAUUGUUGCGUAGACCGCAGUUGUCGACCGCGUUGUCAGCGACUAUUGCUGCUGAUCAUGGCCCGCUCAUCCUCCUGGAAGAAACAUGUCAGCAUGCGUGCCGGAUGAGAUGAGGAACGGGCAGCAGCAGCAGAAGGCAAGGAGGCAGGAGGAGAGGGGUUUCACCGACCAAGUUCCAUGGCUCGGCCCCUCCUCGAGCAGCAUGUCGAAGAGGGGGGGGGGGGGGCAGCCCGUUGGAGGUGCAUAGUAGUCGCCUUGAGCAUUGAGCAUGCAACGCAAGGGUCAACUGAAGGGUGGG